Suricata suricatta (meerkat) is the source of this 1128-nucleotide messenger RNA. RefSeq names its product lysyl oxidase like 1 (gene LOXL1). Gene Ontology annotation, biological process: peptidyl-lysine oxidation. The record is from RefSeq and is a predicted model, not a curated record. The transcript has 8 exons. Bases 118 to 792 code for a protein of 224 amino acids. Gene Ontology annotation, molecular function: copper ion binding; protein-lysine 6-oxidase activity. Lineage: Eukaryota; Metazoa; Chordata; Mammalia; Carnivora; Herpestidae.
UACAGGGUGCUAAGCUUCCAGGCCUUCGGGAUAAAACUCAAACGCCUUAGCCUACUGCUCCAGAACUGGAGGCACGUCCUCCCUUUCCUCCUCCCUGUCUCCCGCCUGCACAGCCUCAUGGGAACUGGGCUGCUCUCAGCCUGGAUGUUUGACCUCCCUGCAUACCCAGGUCUCCCUGACUUGGUCCCGGACCCCAACUAUGUGCAAGCAUCCACCUAUGUCCAGAGAGCCCAUCUAUACUCCCUGCGCUGUGCUGCGGAGGAGAAGUGUCUGGCCAGCACAGCCUACACUCCUGAGGCCACUGACUAUGACGUGCGGGUGCUACUCCGCUUCCCCCAGCGUGUGAAGAACCAGGGCACCGCGGACUUCCUCCCGAACCGGCCAAGGCACACCUGGGAGUGGCACAGCUGCCACCAACAUUACCACAGCAUGGAUGAGUUCAGCCAUUAUGACCUGCUGGAUGCAGCCACAGGCAAGAAGGUAGCCGAGGGCCACAAGGCCAGCUUCUGCCUGGAGGACAGCACCUGUGACUUCGGCAACCUCAAGCGCUAUGCGUGCACCUCUCACACACAGGGCCUGAGCCCAGGCUGCUAUGACACUUACAACGCGGACAUCGACUGCCAGUGGAUUGACAUAACCGAUGUGCAGCCCGGGAACUACAUCCUCAAGGUUCACGUGAACCCGAAGUAUAUUGUUUUGGAGUCUGACUUCACCAACAAUGUGGUGAGAUGCAAUAUCCACUAUACAGGUCGCUAUGUUUCUACAACAAACUGCAAAAUUGUCCAAUCCUGAUCUCGGAGGGGACGGACAGACAGACAGCCCACCUCCCCACUUCCCGAAGCAGGCCCGGCUCCCCAGGAAGCCUCCUGCCAGGACAGACCUGGCCCAUGGGGCCCAGCCCCCACCCACAGGCAGGGGCAGCUAAAAGCCACAGGCAUCCCUCCCUGCCGGCCUCAGGGAGCACAGGCGGACCGAAACCACAGGGAUUCCGGAUGCCAGGCCCAAUUUUGUACUUAACUCUCGUCUACAACGUUAUUUUGUCGAUUGUCGGUUUUUAUUUUUUGUAUUUUGGCCAUACCACAGAGCAAGAUUGCCCAGGCCCGGGCUGAAUAAAACAAGGUUUUUCUA